Molecule: messenger RNA, 1270 nt
Organism: Cololabis saira (Pacific saury)
Lineage: Eukaryota; Metazoa; Chordata; Actinopteri; Beloniformes; Belonidae
Product: ovarian cancer G-protein coupled receptor 1-like
Exons: 3
Coding region: 1-915 (304 amino acids)
Biological process (GO): positive regulation of Rho protein signal transduction; phospholipase C-activating G protein-coupled receptor signaling pathway
Cellular component (GO): membrane
Molecular function (GO): G protein-coupled receptor activity
Source: RefSeq, a predicted model, not a curated record
AUGAAAGACAUCAACAGUACCUCAAGGGAUAAUAGAUACAAUCCCAGCAACACCAUCUACGACAACAACAGUCAUUAUGCGAGUGCUGAUAACAACAGCACUGCUGUCGGGUUGGACCUAUACCCAGUGGUGGGAUGGCUCAUCAUUUCCUUUGGACUUCCCUUGACUCUCAUCGCCAUUGUUGGAGUUCAUUCUCUUAUUAGAACUCAGCAUGCAACUCCAGUUUACAUCAUCAACCUUCUUGUUUCGGAUCUGAUUCAGCUGUGCAACUUGACCCUUUGGCUGGCAGGCGUGACUCAUCGUAUUGUCUCUUCUAUCUACCAUUUCUGUGUUCUGGUCAGCGUUGGAUUCAUGGUGUGUGUCUCCCUGGAAAGAUAUCUGGUCAUCGCGCAGCCAGUGUGGUACAGAUUCAGACGGAACAUCAAGAUAACUCUGGUGGUCUGUGUUGUAGUCUGGAUCCUUCCUCUUCUUUAUGUCAUCCCUAAUAAUUUGAGUGCUGACCCUCGUAUUGUAGAAAUCAUUGUGGCUGUUUACCUCCUCCUCCCCCUCCCUCUGUUCAUAUUCUUCCUGGUUGGGAGCCUAAGGGCCCUGUCUGCAGCCCGCAGUGUCCCCACUGAUGAGAAAAGACGAAUUGUGGCCAUUCUGAUUGUGGUGCUGCUUAUUUACAUGCUGCUGUUUCUACCCAGCAUUGUCUGGUUACUCAUAGAACAAUCAAUAAACCCUGUUUUUGUCAAUGUAGCUGUUCUUUUGCUAAACAUCAGUCCUCUUGCAGAUUUGAGUAUGUACAUAUUCAUUAGGAAAGGUACCAUAGACAGGCUUUUGGCCUCACUGUGUUGUUGUAAAAUAAGCAGCAUUCAGCCAACGAGCAGCAUGCAUAUGGACAAUAUGUCGGGUUCAUGUAGAGACCCCUUAUAGGUUUUCGUUUUGGAUGUUUUCCAAUAUUCAGAGCAAACAUUCAGCGAAAACUGCAUGUUAUCUCCCUUAAAAAAUUAAGAGAUUAUUUUUCAAUAAUCUCGCUCUUAUCCUUCUCAUAUAUAGUAAAGGAAAAAAAGCUUUAAACAAUGAUGAGAAAAUUAACUCUAUAGGCUUCUGGCCUGUUGUUGCUGGUACCUCUGAGCAGGGCCGCCGCAAGAGGUGUGCGAACCGUGCGACCGCACGGGGCCUCGCGCUAUGGGCCGUUUUUUUUUUCUUCCAAAAUUUCUUUUUUUUUUUCGUUUUUUCCCUUAUAAAUAUCAACAGUCACAUUCCAUUGCAUAAAUGUGUACUAGUC